GCCUCUGAUUGGGAACAUCAUUCAGCCAAAAUUCGAACGGUCUACAAAAAGCCUCGCUCCCACUCUCAGUAGCGUCCCAGCAUCGCAUUCGUCUCGACCACCAUCUUGUCCUCUUCUGGCACAUCGUUCGUCAACGUCUCUUCCCAACCCUUCAUCACAUUGGCUCGUCAACUGUCGAGCUAGCACAGCUCUCACAACUGGCAUAUAAUGUCAGCCAAUAUGAUGCAUUCGUAUUCGGCAGGGAACCCGCCUGCACUUCACAUCCCAGCGAGAAACACCAUUUCGCCUCCCAAGGGAACACCCACAACAGGAACGCCAACUAACGGCGUGAGAAAACACUCACCAGAUACAGAGAUGAUUCCUGGACAAAAACCCUCGAAGCGGUCUCGUCGUGCCAUCAACUGUGCUCCUUGCCGUGCAAGCAAGCUCAAAUGUGAUCGGGCACGCCCAUGCUCAGGGUGUGUCUUGAGGGGUACCACCAACCAAUGUUAUACCACGGAGGACGGAGAAAGUCGCCCGGAAGAUUAUCGCAAUGAUCCCCACAAUGGUAUUGCACAGAUCCGUCAGGGUCUUGCCGUCAUCGAAGCCUACUUUAACCGCCACGGAUCAUUGCCUCCCUCAAGCGCUCCUCAUAUUAACGGUCACCGCGGAGAUUCCCCACCUAGAACUUUCGGUAUCAAACGUGACAGCGAUGGCGAAGCUGUUUCCGUCACAUUGAACGGCGCUUCGAACGUCCCAGGCGCUAAUGCCGAGCUCAUGCCCGAUCUUGAUAAAGGUGGGUUAUACACCGGACCUACGAGUGCCAGUGCUCUUUUCCACUUUCGUAAUGCGCAUAAGAGAGACUUGGAACACGAUGUGCCCAUCGAAGAGCAAGGAGCAGCAUGUACUCUCGAUCCCAUGUCAAACCUGGAUUUACUUUCAGCACUGCCCGAUGUGAACAUCGCAGAUCGACUGAUCAACUAUUUCUUCGAAAAUUGCACUUGGGUGCAUGUGUACAUCCAUCCCAACUCUUUCUUACCGAACUGGGAGCGCUUCAAAUCAUCCACAUGCACCGACCAUGUUCUGCUUGCGACGAUCUUUAUUGUUCUAGCGCUUGCCGUUCUCUACACUUCACCAACCGACCCAGUUCUAGCUCAGCUGGGGCCGCAGCAGACUGCUAGUCAGAUCGCCAGCAACUACUACAACAGCUCUUGCAACGCACUGAACCGCCAUCGUCAAGGAAGCGAGAACAGUCCCAGUCUAGAGCUUAUUGAAUAUAUGCUCCUUCGGACGCAGUACCUUGUCAUCUGCAAGGACGAUUGCGAGGAUGUAUGGCACAUUCGCGGUGAAGUGCUGUCAUACGCCACUGCUCUCGGUUUACAUCGUGACCCUGGCCGAUGGCGUCUCAACGCGGAAACUGUGGAGCGCAGGAGAUGGGCCUGGUGGAAUGUGCUCGCUUUGGGGCGAUGGCAAGCAUUCCUUGUCGGGCGACCCGUGGCGAUCGCGAACCACCACUUUGACACGCUGCUGCCUGAUGGAACCGACGCAUUCGACUCCCCUCCCAACAAUACUGGUCCCUACGCAACCCACUGUCAAUUCUUCCGCUUAUGCGCCAUACUCGGGGACAUUCUGGACAGCGCUCUGAGUGUGAAGAAGGUUCCGUAUGAAAAGAUUAUGCAACAUGACCACGCGCUUCAAAAUUGGGCAGAAGGGCUGCCGGCCGGCUGCCGAACAGAUCCCUUGCCUCUCGGUUCACUCCUUGUCAGCAAUCGAAUUCAGGAUCGGCGAUUGGCCAUCCAGGCCCUUCACCUAAAUUCGGCCAUGUACCAUAUUCGGUUCACCCUCCACCGUCCGUUUACGAUCCCGGUUUCAAGCGCUCGAGGUGCUUUGCCCCCUAUGACGCCACAGGCUCUGGAGUCAUACAAACUCGCCGUCAGAGCGGCGGACAUGCUUAUCAACUACGUCUGCACCACUUUGGAGCGGUGUGAACAGGAGAGCCAGGUGCACGUCGGUGUGCCUUCACCUCUGACUGUGCCUGGGCAUGUCGGAUGGGGGCCCUACCAUAUCUUCCAUGCCGCCAUUUACUACUCGUUCCAGCUCAUUUGGCAAGCCUCGGGACCUUAUUCUGAGGAACAUGAACGAGAUGCCAAGAUGUUCCGUGACGAUAUUCGCCGAGCGAUUGUGACCCUCGAGCACCUGCAGGCACAAGGCGUCCGCAUUGCGCAGAAAGCGCUCAACAUUCUCAGAGCGCUUGCUCCUUUGUACGAAGAAGUCUGCGUCGAUCACUUCGAGGGAGAAUGCGAGAUGAAGAUGAGCGCCCAACUGGAGUUCGUCCGCCGUUUAGCAUUCCCAUGGCAACACGCAGCAAAUUCGUUAUCCCCAACGCUUGUGUCUGUACCGCCCAUGGGACAGGGUCAUCCGAAUGGAUCCCCAACAACAGUAACCACAGGCGCUGCUGCUCCGCAUGGGAGCAGUCCCGGCACAGUGUAUACGCCCAACGGUAUUGACGGCGCUUAUGCCGCGGCCGCGGGUCUGAUGGGCCCUGCACAGGGCGGACCGCCCAUGGCAUACAAUAUGCAGGGAGAUGAAGGAGUAUGGAGUACAAGUCUUGCACUUGACUCUGACCAGUGGAACAGAUUCCUUGAGAGGGUUCCCAACGGUAAUCAGAUUAACGGCGCCGUUCCUCAGCCGAGUAUGAAUGCGCCAGGGAUCAAUGGCGUGAUGGCAUGAUAAAAAAAUCAAAAACAAUUCCACGAGUAUCUGGACCUGUCUCUCACAUUGCGCGUUAUUGUAGUUUUGUUCUUGAUCUGUUGGUCUGGUAUUCACGGCUCACUCUGUUUUCUUCUGAUGUAACAGUAGGAUAUGUAUUAGACGGAAGCGCAAUGUACCCGUCAAACUUGAUUACAAUAUGUAUCAUCAUUUCC
Messenger RNA from Dacryopinax primogenitus, 2903 nucleotides. RefSeq lists its product as uncharacterized. NCBI's taxonomy places the organism in Eukaryota, Fungi, Basidiomycota, Dacrymycetes, Dacrymycetales, Dacrymycetaceae. The transcript has 3 exons. Gene Ontology annotation, biological process: regulation of DNA-templated transcription; DNA-templated transcription. Gene Ontology annotation, molecular function: zinc ion binding; DNA-binding transcription factor activity, RNA polymerase II-specific; DNA binding. The record is from RefSeq and is a predicted model, not a curated record. The coding region runs from base 208 to 2709 and encodes 833 amino acids.